GAAAAGUCCUAAAGGCGUGGCUUGAUCAUUGUUGAGACACACACCUGUAACCGAAAACCAUUAAAGGACGCUGCUGGCGGCGUCCGUUUAACUCUACAAUUGAGAUUACAAAAUGGUGGAGCAAGCACUAGAAGUAAGCAGUGCCAUUUCCCCUCAGGCUGGACCUGGUGAGGUGGAAAACCACAUUCUCUCUGAUGCCAACAUGAGAAGAGUUACUCAAGCAAUUGGCCGUCAGCUGGCUCAGAUCGGCGAUGAACUGAACAGCAGAUGGAGGGAGAAGCUCCCACAGCAACGACACCUGGACUGGCAGGUUUAUCCAAACGUACUGAUCUGGAGAGCCAUCAAUAGGAGGAUCACUGGUAUCCUUCAGUGGUCGACGUUCAUGCCGAUGGUAAGGCUGGUUCCAGAGCUUCACGCACAAGCUUGCCAAACAACUAUGAAGUGGAUCAACUGGGUAAAGCCACAUUUUCCUGAUUGGUCCAGCAAGACAAAAUGUUUUCUCGCUUCUGCUGCCCUGCUAGUAGCUGCAACUGUCUUUACUGCUACCAGGAUUUAAACCAACACCCAGAAAAGGGCCAAGAGCGGGUCUUUGGCGGGUCUCGGAGUGGGUCAAGAUGGAUUUGUGUUCAUUUUUUAUAUGAUUUUGUAUGAUUUUCUACAAGAUGGUUUUCUACCUGAUUGCAACCUGAGUGCUGGUUCACAUGAUUUUUGUAAGUUGUUUGACGCUGUUGUUGGUUUACAGUAGGGUCUGUUGCUGGUAAAUUGGGCCAUAUUAAUUCUCUUACCUCUUCCUCUUCUAAACAAAUGCUAUACUAUUAUAGGAAGCUGGACUUUCAAUUUGACAAUUUCACUGCAAUGCAAUUAUAAUAAAAGCUGUUGAAUGA
Clarias gariepinus (North African catfish) is the source of this 884-nucleotide messenger RNA. It is a transcript of the gene bik, whose product is annotated as BCL2 interacting killer. Gene Ontology annotation, biological process: regulation of apoptotic process. The record is from RefSeq and is a predicted model, not a curated record. NCBI's taxonomy places the organism in Eukaryota, Metazoa, Chordata, Actinopteri, Siluriformes, Clariidae. The coding region runs from base 113 to 556 and encodes 147 amino acids. The transcript has 6 exons.